Molecule: messenger RNA, 2094 nt
Organism: Miscanthus lutarioriparius
Lineage: Eukaryota; Viridiplantae; Streptophyta; Magnoliopsida; Poales; Poaceae
Source: the annotation of a GenBank genome assembly
AUGGCCUUGAGAGGUGUUAGCAAUUUCGCUACUACUACUACAUUGGUCUCCUUCCUUCUCAUGUCCUCCAUUGCUGUUGUAAGCAAUCAAAGCUACCUUUCUCCAGGCUUCUCCAUCUCCACCAGGGAUACCACCACAGCCAUCCUAGUGUCGCCUAACGGCGCCUUCUCAUGCGGCUUCUACAAGGUGGGCGCCAAUGUCUUCACCUUCUCCAUCUGGUUCACCAGGUCAAACAGCAAGACCGUUGCCUGGACGGCCAAUCUUGAUGCCUCGGUCAUCGGAAAUGGCUCCAGGAUUGUCUUCCAGAAGUUCGGGAGCUUAGAACUCCUUGACUACUAUGGCGCAGCCAUAUGGAGCACCAACACAGCUCAUGCUGAAAGUGCAGUGCUUCUCGACACAGGCAACCUUGUCAUCAUGGAUCAAGGUGGACGUCGCCUCUGGGAGAGCUUCGACUCGCCGACACACACACUUCUGCCAUCACAGUUGAUGACCACAAAUACUAAGUUGGUAUCUACAUCUGGCAACGGUUUGCUCUCUUCAGGCUUCUACACCUUUUACUUUGAUAGUAACUACACGUCGAGGAUUAUGUACAAUAGAGAUGAGAUUAGCACCAAAUAUUGGCCUAUACACAACCAAUCGUGGGAGAAAGCUACGACCAGUAAUAUCAGGAACCAAUACUGUGGUGUUGAUGACAAUGGCACUUUUGUCGCUGGUGACCAGCUUAAAGUUGAAGCCUCUGAUCUUGGUGAAGGUAAAAUGAGAAGGUUGACUCUGGAUUAUGAUGGCAACCUUGGGAUGUACAGUCUAGACAUGACCAGCGGCAAUUGGUCCGUCUCUUGGAUGUUGUUCACUCGGCUAUGUGAAAUACAUGGCCUGUGUGGCGUAAACAGCCUAUGCAGUUACAGACCAGAGCCUGAGUGUUCUUGUCUUGAAGGCUUUGAAGUGAUCGACCCAAGAGACUUGAGCAAAGGGUGCAAGUGCAAGACAAAUAGUGUAGCCAACAAGGAAUUUACAUUCCAAGAACUUCCUGGAACAGAUUUCUGGGGGUACGAAUUAAACUACAACAUGUCAAUGCCAUUGGAGAACUGCUGGAAGAUCAGCUCAGACAGUGUUAGUUGCCAAGCAUUUGGUUACCGUGAGGGAACCGGUCAAUGUUAUCUUAAGAUCUUGCUUUUCAGUGGAAAGGAAUUCCCAGAACCCUACAAUGAUAUAUAUCUGAAAGUUCCUGAGGCGACAUUUUCAUUGCCAGUAUUUCCUUCUAGACAAAGCCCUGUCUGCGGAGUUCUUGAAAAUGUGGCAUCUUCUAUAGCAAUUCCUCCUCAGAAAGAGUUCAAGUUCAGCUACAAGGAGUUACAGAAAGCAACUAAUUGUUUCCAUGAAGAGCUGGGAAGUGGUGGGUCAGGAGUGGUUUACAAGGGAGUCCUCAGUGAUGAAAGGAAGGUCGCAGUGAAGAAGCUAAGUGAUAUUAUCCAAGAAGAGCAAGAGUUCAGGUCUGAACUUAGUGUCAUUGGAAGAAUAUAUCAUAUGAAUGUGGUGAGAAUAUGGGGGUUUUGUGCUGAGAAGACUCAUAGGCUUUUGGUUUCUGAGUUUGUUGAGAAUGGUUCUUUAGACAAGAUUCUGUUUCAUAAUAUGAACUUAUCUCCUAGUCUGACAUGGAGCCAAAGGUACAACACUGCACUCGGCGUAGCAAAAGGUCUAGCCUAUCUCCACCAUGAAUGUCUUGAAUGGAUCGUGCAUUGCGAUGUCAAACCAGAGAACAUACUAUUAGAUGAAGACUUCCAGCCAAAACUUGCAGACUUUGGGUUGGUGAAACUAUUAGGCCAAGGAGCCGGGGCACAAAUGUUGUCAAGAGUUCAUGGGACUAGAGGCUACAUUGCACCUGAAUGGGUUCUAAAUCUUCCAAUCACUGGCAAGGUCGAUGUUUACAGCUACGGAGUAGUGCUUGAGUUAGUGAUGGGUACUCGGGUUUCCAGUCAGGUGGUACAGGGUGAGGGCAAAGUGGAGGUGGAAAUGGCUGUUGGACACUACACCAAAAUUCUUAAAGAGAAAUUGGCAAGCAAAGAUCAGUCAUGGCUCCUGGAGUUCGUUGACUGA